CUUUCACCUAUAUUCGUCCGUCCGAACAACCACUCGCCUCAACCACCCUCACCUCCACCCUUCGCGACACUCCCGUCGCCACAGUACAAUGAGUGUCCAGAGACCAUUCCAGCAGCUCGCGAGUCGCGCGACUGCACAAAGCUGUGUCCAGCGCUCCCAGCACAGCUUCCAGGGCCUACGGAUACCGCAACAGCAGUCGCGAUGCCUAGCCUCAGUUGCGCCGCCGGUCACGCAGAAUGCCACGGGAUCCAAGGGCCCGACGGCGAUGGUCUUCAUGAACAUGGGAGGCCCCGCCACCACCGAUGAAGUGGGCGGCUUCCUCUCUCGCCUCUUCGCCGACGCCGACUUGAUUCCCCUUGGACCGCUACAAAACUACCUCGGCCCGUUGAUCAGUCGGAGAAGAACACCGAAGAUCAAGAAGCAAUACGCGGGCAUUGGCGGUGGAAGUCCAAUUCGGAAGUGGAGCGAAUAUCAAGCGGCGGAGAUGUGCAAGAUUCUUGACAAAACCAACCCUGAGACUGCCCCGCAUAAACCAUACGUGGCGUUUCGAUAUGCCAAUCCUUUGACGGAAGAGACAUACAACAAGCUGUUGGAGGAUGGGUUCGGGAAAGGGCGAGGUGGGAGGGCGGUGGCGUUCACGCAAUACCCGCAAUACUCGUGCAGUACCACUGGCAGCUCAUUGAAUGAGCUCUGGAAGUGGAGGCAAAGACUCGAGUCUCCCACGCGCAACCCGGAUCUUUCAGCAGCAGAGGCAGAAGGCUCGAUUCAAUGGAGCGUCAUUGACCGCUGGCCUACGCAUCCUGGACUUGUGGAAGCGUUCGCAGAGAACAUCACCAAGACGCUCGAAACAUACCCCGAAGACGUGCGGGACAACGUGGUCCUACUUUUCAGCGCGCACAGCCUGCCCAUGAGCGUGGUCAACCGCGGCGAUCCCUAUCCGUCGGAGGUGGCAGCAACAGUAUGGGCGGUGCAACAGCGACUCGGUUUCCGCAACCCCUAUCGACUGGUCUGGCAGUCGCAAGUCGGGCCUUCGGCCUGGCUGGGCGCGCAGACGAGCGACACCGUGACCAACUUUGUCAAAAAGGGCCAGAAAGAUCUGGUCCUCAUUCCCAUUGCCUUUACCAGUGACCACAUCGAAACGCUGUUUGAGAUCGACCAGGAAGUCAUCCAUGAAGCCGAUCAGUUGGGCGCCGAAGGGCGCGUGCGCAGGGCAGAGAGUUUGAACGGCAGCCCGACGUUCAUCAAAGCUUUGGCGGAUUUGGCAGGUGCUCAUCUACACGGCGGAGAAGUGUGCAGUCGCCAGAUGGGACUGAGAUGCCCCGGGUGCACGAGCGAGAGAUGCCUGGAGCAGAAGCGGUUCUUUACGGGGUUGGGGCAGCAGAAGAACAAGGCUUUGACGUUGUGAGGCGUCAUUUGCUUGCAUCUCCGUCAGCGUUGCUUGUGUAAAUUAUGUAAGGCGAUUCGUAGCAUGCUGUGUAUCCAAGUGUCCAGCA
Messenger RNA from Neohortaea acidophila, 1493 nucleotides. RefSeq names its product ferrochelatase. The record is from RefSeq and is a predicted model, not a curated record. Gene Ontology annotation, molecular function: protoporphyrin ferrochelatase activity. NCBI's taxonomy places the organism in Eukaryota, Fungi, Ascomycota, Dothideomycetes, Mycosphaerellales, Teratosphaeriaceae. Gene Ontology annotation, biological process: heme biosynthetic process. The transcript has a single exon. Bases 89 to 1405 code for a protein of 438 amino acids.